Molecule: messenger RNA, 1365 nt
Organism: Canis lupus familiaris (dog)
Lineage: Eukaryota; Metazoa; Chordata; Mammalia; Carnivora; Canidae
Gene: SUB1
Product: SUB1 regulator of transcription
Exons: 5
Coding region: 95-478 (127 amino acids)
Biological process (GO): positive regulation of transcription initiation by RNA polymerase II
Cellular component (GO): nucleus; transcription regulator complex
Molecular function (GO): DNA binding; transcription coactivator activity
Source: RefSeq, a predicted model, not a curated record
GGCGGGGCCGGCGUCUCCGGGCUUCCGUCACUUCCGUUUCUCUGUCAGUUGCAAGCGAGCGAGCAGAAGGCAGUUCGGCCGCGAGAGUGGAGCAAUGCCUAAAUCAAAGGAACUUGUUUCUUCAAGCUCUUCUGGCAGCGAUUCUGACAGUGAGGUUGACAAAAAGUUAAAGAGGAAAAAGCAAGUUACGCCAGAGAAACCUGUGAAGAAGCAAAAGACUGGCGAAACUUCAAGAGCCUUGUCAUCCUCUAAGCAGAGCAGCAGCAGCAGAGAUGAUAACAUGUUUCAGAUUGGGAAAAUGAGGUACGUCAGUGUUCGGGACUUUAAAGGGAAAGUCCUAAUUGAUAUUAGAGAAUAUUGGAUGGAUCCAGAAGGUGAAAUGAAACCUGGAAGAAAAGGUAUUUCUUUAAAUCCUGAGCAAUGGAGCCAGCUGAAGGAACAGAUUUCUGACAUUGAUGAUGCAGUAAGAAAACUGUAAAAUCAGAGCCAUAUAAAACCUGUACUGUUCUAGUUGUUUUAAUCUGUCUUUUUACAUUGGCUUUUGUUUUCUAAACGUUGUUUUCCAAGCUAUUGUAUAUUUGGAUUGCAGAACAAUUUGUAAGAUUGAAUACUUUUUUUUUAUGUGCAUUAUUAAAAGUGUUCUGAGUGAAGCUAAUUGUCAACUUGAUUAAGGAGGAUUGCUUUGUGCCCGCCACCUAGUGUAAAAUAAAAUCAAGUAAUACAAUCUUAACUGUUGUGGCCUUUUUUCAAAAGAAUUGGUACUGUUUAAGGCCAAAAGUAACAGUUUAUAGACCUGUUAGUUUCACCAUGGCUUUUACAUUCAAAAGGAUUUGUAUUGCAUUGAAUUUAUAAACUCUGACUUGUGAAAACCAUAGUUGAUCUAUUUUCUUCCAGCCCAAUGUCUAGACUUGUUGGUAUUUCCAGUGAUAUUUCCCUUCCCCCCCUUUUCUCUUUACAUUGUUUUCCUUUUGUAACUUGUCAUGUUCCGUUUUCAUUUCACUUUUUGCUCUUUUUCUUGAAUAUAUUAUACUAAUUUGGAAAGUCAGUGAAACUGUCAAAAUGUUAGUUAUCUCAAUAAGGUACUUGUAAUUAAAAUAUAUGAGAACUACAAUCACUAAUUCUACUGUAUUAAAUAUUAGGAGAUAUAGUUUGAUAAACAUGGCUUGUAUGAAAACUGAGCAAGUAAGUGUAUGUCGUUACCUGUAGUGUUCUGUGUAGUUACCUUAUUGCUUAGUCUGCAGAGAAUAAUGACUUAGAUGUCUGAUUUGCUUUCACUUAUUAAACUUGUUCACCAUGGGAUGAUGUCUAUAAAAAAUCAGAUACUGUUAUAUUAGAUUAGGAUUUAAUAAAAAUUGUGAAAGCUUA